AUGCCAUUGAAACUGCUGUAAUUCAAGUCAUCCUGCCUUCCAUUGAGAGCUGGGACUGACUUUCUUUUCCAGGGUCACCAUUUAGUGCCCAGUAGAUCCAGCACCAUGUGUAACCGAUUUGUGGGAACCUGGAAGUUGGUCUCCAGUGAAAACUUUGAGGAUUACAUGAAAGCUCUGGGGGUGGGUUUAGCCACCAGAAAAUUGGGAAAUUUGGCCAAACCCAGUGUGAUCAUCAGGAUGAAGGGUGAUAUUAUCACCAUCCGAACUGAGAGUACUUUUAAAAACACAGAAAUUUCCUUUAAACUGGGUCACGAAUUUGAAGAAACCACAGCAGAUAACAGGAAAACAAAGACGAUCAUAACCUUAGACAGAGGAGCACUGAAUCAGGUUCAGAAAUGGGAUGGCAAAGAGACUACAAUAAAGAGAAAGUUGGUGGAUGGAAAAAUGGUGGUGGAAUGCAGGAUGAAAGGAGUUGUUUGCACUAGAAUCUAUGAGAAAGCAUGA
Molecule: messenger RNA, 504 nt
Organism: Gracilinanus agilis (Agile Gracile Mouse Opossum)
Lineage: Eukaryota; Metazoa; Chordata; Mammalia; Didelphimorphia; Didelphidae
Product: myelin P2 protein-like
Exons: 4
Biological process (GO): fatty acid transport; membrane organization
Cellular component (GO): myelin sheath; nucleus; cytosol
Molecular function (GO): fatty acid binding
Source: RefSeq, a predicted model, not a curated record